GAUAAUCCAAGUGUUAACAAAAGUUCAACAAUUAAUGUUGAAGAUAACCAAAUUGUUUAUAUAGAUUCAACAAUUGAGCUUGACGAAGCUAGACAGCUUUUGGAAGUCAUGCAAGUAGAAAACCAGCAAAAAUCACA
Messenger RNA from Dentiscutata heterogama, 137 nucleotides. The record is from the annotation of a GenBank genome assembly. NCBI's taxonomy places the organism in Eukaryota, Fungi, Glomeromycota, Glomeromycetes, Diversisporales, Gigasporaceae.